Asterias rubens (European starfish) is the source of this 1644-nucleotide messenger RNA. Its product is annotated as mucin-2-like. The record is from RefSeq and is a predicted model, not a curated record. The transcript has 11 exons. NCBI's taxonomy places the organism in Eukaryota, Metazoa, Echinodermata, Asteroidea, Forcipulatida, Asteriidae. Gene Ontology annotation, cellular component: extracellular matrix. The coding region runs from base 1 to 1644 and encodes 547 amino acids.
AUGAAGGUCUUCAACCUCAUGUCAAAAGCAGGUACAUGUGGUGAAUCAGGUGUUUAUACUUGUGACGACAAAUCUUGUGGAGGCACAUGCAGGGCUUAUGGUGACCCUCACUACAUCACAUUUGAUGGUCUAAAGUAUGAAUUCCAAGGAGAGUGCAGUUAUACCUUGGUGACGGACAGAUGUCAAGCUGACAGCGUUGCAACGAUAGCAGUCCAGGUCGAGAAUGUACCUUGCGGAACGGAGAAGCUGACUUGCACCAAGUCGAUCUCAAUCUCCAUCAAAGAUGCCGUCAUUACGCUGGUACGGGGUUCAGAACCAGUAGAGAGUAAUCCAGGAUCUACAGAAGCCAAAUAUCAAUUCUUUAACUCUGGAAUUUACCUCAUUAUUCAUACACUGAACGGAAUUCGUAUAACAUGGGACAGAGGAACGUCUGUUUUCAUAAACCUGGACGAUUCGUACAAAGGGAGAGUGUGUGGAAUGUGUGGUAACUUCGACGGCGACUCCGGAAAUGAUUUCAAAACAAUUGGAGGAGAGUUCCAGGCUACUCCGAGGUUGUUCGGACACGAAUGGAAGACGGAUUCUAACUGCGUGGUUCCACCGGAGCCGGUUCAUCCAUGUGAGACGGAAGUUGGUUUGACACGGAAGGCGUGGGCGGAAUACUCAUGUGACAUUAUCAAAGGGGAGAUCUUUAAAUCGUGUCACAAUGUGAUCGACCCCCAGGACUACUACGAUAGCUGUGUGUAUGAUAGCUGCGGAUGCGACAGGGGUGGAGACUGUGAAUGUUAUUGUACAGUCGUCGCUAACUAUGCUGCUGUUUGCAAUGAGAUGGGUGUUGCCAUACAAUGGCGUUCACCUGGUGUUUGUGCUAUGCAAUGCGUGAACGACAUGACAUACAAAACGUGCGGUGAAGUUUGCGCUGAUAGGGUCUUUUCUGAUCAGGCCGCACCAAGCUUCAAUUGCCAUCAGGUUUGUAUCGAUGGGUGUCACUGUCCAGAAGACACCAAACUCUGGCGGGGUGUGUGUGUACCGGAGGUCAACUGUACCCACAAUGGCACUGAGUACAUACCAGGCAACCAUGUUGAUCUUGAAGAAUGUACAAACUGUACUUGUCAAAAUGGAGAGCUCACCUGUGUUCCUUUACCAAGCUGCGCAACUACUACAGCAAAUGUGACUACUGUAGUGAGUACAGCAGUGCCAUCGACCACCACCAAUGGGACAACUACAGCAACUCCAACUAGUACUGAAGUUACAACCACUCAGGUAACAUCCACAACAGCUGGUUCAACUGAACAAACCACUACCACAGUUGUGACAACUUCUCCCGAGGCAACCACCACAGAGAUAACCACUGUGGAGAUAAGUUCAGGGCCACCCACAACAUCAGUUACGACUGCUGGACCAACAACUACAGAGGUAUCGACCACUACGACUAAUGUCACUACCCUAUCGGUACCAUCAACUACAGCUGCAGCUACAACCUCGGCUGUGCCUACAACAACUGAAGUGGUCACCACAACUACUUUAGUUUUGACCACCACUCCAGAAGCAACAACCUCUGAGGAGACAACUGUUGUGACUACCAGCCCGGUGUCUACAACCACUGGUAAAUAUAAAAAUGAUUACAAUUUUAACCUGUUAUUGUGA